UAUUUGUCAAUUGCUCUAAAUGGACAGAAACAAUCAUUACCGUUACGCCCAACCGUCAGCUCAUCCUAGCUUUUCCAGAGUCAUCGCCACCAUGACGCCACCGAGUAUCUCCGUUAUCCCGUCCUCCUCCACCACCACAGUCUCUCCGAAACCACUAAAACCGCCGCUGGUUGUACAACCACAACUGCCGUCGCUCGAAACCAAGGUUUUCAGUCGCAGGAACGCCGUCGUUUGGCUCUCACUCAUUGCUCCUCUCACUUAUCCUGCGUCUGCUCUCUCCUUCGGCAUAUCAGGACCAAAAGAAUGGUUAAGAGAUCAAAAGAAGAAGACUGCCAAGUACCUUUUGGCUCCAAUCGAUGCUUCUAGAAACAUCCUCGGCUCUGCUUAUCUCUUACUCACGAGAACUGAACCUGAUUUUGGUGAAAAAGAACUUGAAGAAGUUCAGAGCUUAUUGAGAUCUGCUGCAAGGGAUUGUAUACCUCAAGAGAGGAAUUCUUUUGUUCAGUUUCAAUCAAACAGUGGAGUUGAGGUCUGCACUUUCCGGUUGGUUGUGAAAAAUGCUUCUUCUUUGCUUGCUGACAAGGACCCGGUAAAGUUAGCAGCUGAGACCAAGCUUAUUGAUCUCAUAAGGUCUUUUGCUUCUCUCAGUGACAUGGCAAAUGAAAUAGAUGUGCAAGUUGCUUCUAAUAGACAAAAGGUCGCAAAUGCUCUCAUGGAUACAGUCACUUGUCUGGACAAGCUUGAGCAAGGCGUCAAGGAAUGCCUAGAAGUUUGAUGAAUCCUUAUUCAAGUCAAAGAAUGAACAGGAUGGAUUCUGCAUUUGCCAAUUUUGAGAUGCUUUUCCUUUAGGUUUGGAAGGGCAAAAAGAGAAAUUGUAAAAUAGGUUGUACAUCCAUUUAAAGUUCAAGUUUAUCCUUUCAUUGUUUUGAUUUUCUCCUGUUAAAUGCAUUUUACCUCAGUCGCUAUCAGUUUUAGUGAGCAGACAUAUCUUCACUUCCAUUGAAAUUACGAACAAGUGAAUUAUGAUGCAUAAAAUCGACUCUUUUCUAUUGUUUUUCUAUGUGAAGAAUUGAUGGCAUUA
Molecule: messenger RNA, 1081 nt
Organism: Nicotiana attenuata
Lineage: Eukaryota; Viridiplantae; Streptophyta; Magnoliopsida; Solanales; Solanaceae
Exons: 6
Coding region: 20-775 (251 amino acids)
Cellular component (GO): chloroplast
Source: RefSeq, a predicted model, not a curated record